Molecule: messenger RNA, 1212 nt
Organism: Teleopsis dalmanni
Lineage: Eukaryota; Metazoa; Arthropoda; Insecta; Diptera; Diopsidae
Exons: 2
Coding region: 1-1212 (403 amino acids)
Source: RefSeq, a predicted model, not a curated record
AUGUUUCGUUAUAACGUGGCAUGUGUCGAGACAUCAAAGUUCAUAAUAAAUGACAAGCUGAAAAAACUAAAAAGUUCCAACUCUGUCGUCAAUACCAACUCCAAUUCAAAUGCAAUCAAUUCAGUUUCGGCGGGGUAUAAUACAAGCAGUACAAGCGUUCUUAAACAACAACAACAUCAGCAGCAACAUCAACAACAAAUAUUAUACCAUCACCCGCAAUAUCAUCAUCUACAAACUGCUCUACAAGCAACUACUAAAAUUCAGCAGUUGUCACCAACGCAAUCUUUAUCUCCUGGUGUAUCUAACAUUAACCUUAAUUAUACUGGUAAAAUUACGCAAUUGGACUCAAGACUGUUGCAAAAUAGUUCCAAAAUAUCAAAUCAACAAACAUAUAUAUAUGACGAUGGCAUUAAAUUAUCAACAGAUUCAACAGCAGGAACAGCAGCAGCAGGACAAGAACUAUGCGUCGGGAGUAAUGAUAUUACCUCAUCGCUUUUAUCCCGCUCCACCUCCUCAGCAAAUCCUUCAAAUCGUAUUUCGAUAACAUCGCCUGCUACAAAUAGUAGUAAGAUACAAGUAGUAUCUGAACAUAAAUUAUUGAAAUCAACCGGAGUAAAUUCAUCCAACAUGUCAACGUCAACGUCAACAAGUACACCUGGAAAUUUAUCAAAUAUUGCUGUCGCUGCUACAUCUCCCUUAUUAUUAUACACUUCGCAACAAAUGAAUAUAAACAAUAAUAGCAAUAAUAAUAAUAAUAGUAGUAGUAGCGGUAGUAGUACUGCAAGUAGUAGUUAUAAUAGCAAAAAGGCUGAAAAACGUCCUUCUUCCUCCUCAUCACACUCAUCUGCAAUAAGUAAUAGUCAUCAUUCGCAUUUAAUGCCAGCGGGUAUGUCAUCUCCAACUGUAUCACCUAGUAAACGUUUAAAAAAGGAAUCAAGCUCCAGUCGUAAAAGCAGUUCCCCCUCAAAUUAUUCUCGUAGUAGUAGUUCAGUUUCAUCAUCAAGCUCAUCUAGUACAUCAGCAAAACGUGAAAGUUCUUCUGCAUCAACAAGUAGCGCUGUACCUACUUCUUCUUCUUCUUCAAAUUCGGCAACGUCCUCUACAAAAUUUAUAAAUAUACAUGAAAAAAUCAAAGAAUUAUAUACGGAUAUGCUCUCAAACGACAUAAAUUCGUUUCUGGAAAGUGGGGUAAGUCACUAUAGUAUACAAUAA